UUAUAUAUCACACACACUGCAUGCUAAUGCGACCAAUUCUCAAUGAGCACUAAAACACAUCUUAAAAUUAGCUCAUUCUGUUGUCUGAGUUCAAACUGCCUGACUCGGCAACAGAGGGAACAUAUCAUCAGAAUUCCCCCUUUGGCAAUACCUGCUGAUUGGGUCCUAAAAAAGCAAGCAGCUUUUAACUUUUAAUAUUUGGCUCCCGAGUUCUGCCACGAGUAGUCGCGAAAGAUAGAUUCUCCCUCAGAAGAUUUCCCCCAUUUUUUGGAGGGUAGAAAUAAAAAAUCCAUCAGUGCGGUUUUUUUUUAAUCUUCAGUUAAAAUCUCAGUGCGUGUGUGAGCGCGCAUGUAGGCUUUCUGCUGGAGAAGUUUAAGCGAAACUUUAAGGAUGAUAUACCUUGGAUGUUUCCUGUUGCUCUGUGGGCUUACGCAUGUCAUGGCAAGUUAUCCCAUCUGGUGGUCACUAGCAGUGGGCCACCAGUACUCGUCACUGGGCACUCAACCCAUCCUCUGUGGCAGCAUCCCCGGUCUGGUGCCCAAGCAGCUACGCUUCUGCCGGAACUACGUGGAAAUCAUGCCCAGUGUAGCCGAGGGGGUCAAGAUUGGCAUUCAAGAGUGCCAGCAUCAGUUCAGAGGCCGACGCUGGAACUGCACCACGGUCAAUGACAAUCUGGCCAUUUUUGGGCCAGUGUUAGAUAAAGCAACUCGAGAGUCAGCAUUUGUUCAUGCUAUUGCCUCAGCCGGAGUGGCGUUUGCAGUGACCCGUGCCUGCGCUGAGGGUUCAGCCACCAUCUGCGGAUGUGACACCCGCCACAAGGGUCCCCCUGGUGAGGGAUGGAAGUGGGGUGGCUGCAGUGAAGAUGUGGAGUUUGGGAGCAUGGUGUCCCGGGAGUUUGCUGAUGCAAGGGAGAAUCGCCCUGAUGCACGCUCAGCUAUGAACCGCCAUAACAAUGAGGCAGGAAGAAUGUCUCUCAAUGACAACAUGUUCCUGAAGUGUAAGUGCCAUGGUCUGUCGGGCAGCUGCGAGGUCAAGACGUGUUGGUGGUCUCAGCCUGACUUCCGAGUUAUUGGCGACUACAUGAAGGAUAAGUAUGACAGCGCAUCAGAGAUGGUGGUUGAGAAACAUAAGGAGUCCCGCGGAUGGGUGGAGACCCUGAGACCCAAGUACAACUACUUCAAACCCCCCACAGAGCGCGACCUGGUUUACUACGAAAGCUCACCCAAUUUCUGUGACCCCAAUCCCGAGACGGGCUCCUUUGGUACCCGCGAUCGCAUCUGUAACCUGACGUCCCACGGUAUAGACGGGUGUGACCUCCUCUGCUGCGGCAGAGGUCACAACACCAGGACUGAGAAGAGAAAGGAGAAGUGUCACUGUAUUUUCCACUGGUGCUGCUACGUCAGCUGUCAGGAGUGUGUAAGAGUCUAUGAUGUGCACACUUGCAAAUAAGGACGCCUGGUUCUUGCCUUUUCUCACCAAAAUUUAAAGACUUCAGUGGGCAGAAGAACAAAUACAGCAACUUAUCUACAAGACAUGAGAGACUGUAAAGCUGUCUGACCUGUUCGCAGACUCCAGGGGCAGACGCAACAGCCUUGUGUUUUGCGCUGUGAUGCUAAAAAGAGCCAGAUCUGCCUUGAUCAACUGAAAUGAUUAGAUGUUGACAUCACAAUGCAUCAUCUAUAUGAACAGCGAUGGUGAUGAUGACAACAAUGUUGAUAUCUCUAGCAAUGACGAAAGAGUUUUCAUGUACUGACGUAGGAAAGGAGAACUGUCGGCUAAUUGACAAACACCAUAUUGGUGAUUUUUUUUUUUCCCAUGUUCCAAGUAGUUAUUUUUGUUGAGAAUAGUACAGCACUGCCAAUGCUUUCAAGUCUACGGGGCAAACAAUGAAAGUUUUACAUUUUCUUUUAAUCACAAUUUGUUUUUGCCACAAAAAGUGAGCAAUGUACAUCAUGAGACACUCAACAGCAUGCAUUCUCCUCAACAUUAUAAGUAUGUAUGUGUACAUCUGAAAACUAACAUUAUCGUUGUGUGAAUGAGGUUUAUUAUAGUGUUAAUAUGUUACUGAUGUUUGGGUAAGAAUGCACUUGCACCUGAGUGAAUGUAGUUUUAUGCUGCAAUGUGUUUACAUAUUCUCACAUUCUUAAGCUAACGAGUUAAUAUCUGCUUUAAAUGACUAACUUUAUCUCGAGAGUAGACGUGAGCCACAUCAACUAAACAUCGGCAAAACAAGAAUACACACAGUUGCACAUUUCCUGCACAUUUCCUGAAACACCAACCUGGUAUCUCUCCCAGCUUGUCAGAUACGGAAGCUUGGUCAGUGGCCCUCAGAGGCACCCUUUAGCAGUGGUAUGAGGCGCGUGGAGCAGUGGUAUUUUUCGACACUCUGAGCGGCUGCCAUAGUAUAAAGAGCAAUUAGGUUAACUUCAAACUUCAGCUGAGAGGCCGCUGUUCAGGUCUUGUUUGAAGCCAAAAGUCAAUCCAGUUGUUUUAAAAACAACGUUGUGUGCUAAAUUGUGUUGCAUGCUCUGCUAGUAUGUCAUGAGACGUUGCACUACGUAAAUGUAGUUCAGUCAGGAACACUUUAGUCAAAGAAAGCUUAAUUUCCAUUUGCAGUAUUAUAUUUGGAUAUAAUACCUUUUAUAACUGCCUUUCCUCGGGCCUGUGGAAAGCACAAGGCAAAGAGAGCACACCUCUCUGCCCUUCCACACGCCUGCGUGGAAAGCCCUUUGGGGGUGAUCACACAGAAAUGAGACGCUAGAGACGCGGACGCUUCAAAGACGCUUGAAACGCUGGAAGCGCUUUUUCAAUGCACGCUAGCUACUGGCGUCUGACACUCAAAAAGUUGAAAAGAUUUUAACUUUUCAGCGUCUAUGCGCGUCUAAAAACGUGCAUCUAAAAAGAAGCGUCUACAAAAACUCGCAUCUAAAAAGAUGCCGGAAAAACGCCCGUCUAAAAAGACGCUUGAAUGCCGGUCAGACGCGCUGUAUCAUAGGAAAACAAUGGUUUUACUGGCGUCGCGUUUCUGGCGUUUUAUCUCGGUGUGAUUGCUCCCUAAGGCAGAGAGAGCGACCCCCCCUGCCCUUCCAUGCGCCUACAUGGAAAGCCUGAGGCAGAGAGAGCAAAACAGCAGCAAAGACCCCCCCAGGAACAGAACAGAGCAGCAUCAAUGACAGAAAUGACACUGAUAAGUCAGAUACAACAUGAAAAGGAGGAGCUGGGGUGGAGGCAGGUUGCAAAGUGGCUUGCAGAGGAAGCAGCAACAGUAGGCAGGCCAGAGCAGUUUAUAUAGGGUGCCCUGAAUGAGAUUCGCCAAUUGGUUGCAUAGAAAGGAAUCAUGUGAUCUAUCAGCUGACUCCCUUCCAUCAGUCAGCUGCUCCAUCAGUUGACUGGGAUGUUUGAGAUCAGCUGAUGUAGCUGGGAUGUGAGCUGAGCUUGACAUCGUGUCCUGCCUGAACUAACGCUAUGCUCAAUUUAUUUUAUGCCAAACCAUGAUGGGUUUUUUCUGAACUAACCACAUGGUUUUGUUGCCCAAACCUAUGGAGGUAAAUUUAAAAAAGUUUUAAUCUACAUUAUAAAUUUAUUUUGAAAAGAGGCUGCAUGCAUUAAAUAGAUGUUAAAUGUACAUUUUCUGUGAGAACGAAAGUUUAUUUUUAUACGACAGUGCAUGUAACCAGCGUCACUUGAAUGGGCCAUCCAUGACUGUCAAAUAUCAAUGCUGGAGGGGCACCUAGAGCGUUCAGGGCCACUGACCAAGUGUCAGUAUUUGAUGAGUUGGGAGUGAGAAUGUGUUGGAAACACCUGAAAACACUGGAAGCUUUUUCUUAAGAGUAACAAUGCUUUGAACAACAUCGAUAGUUUUGACCAAAGACAAGAAAAGGAAACCCCCCCGGUCAGUUUGUGGUGGUCAGAAAGCUGUAAAAGUAUCUGAAAGGUCAGCACUUGUGUGUCCCGUCAAGAAAUAUGAAGCAUGUUCUCCUUGUUUUUAUCAGUAUUAGCAAUGUCUCAUGUGACUGGGUGUGGGGAAACUGUUAUUUAUAAGAAAAAAAGGGAUAUUCCCACUAUAUUUUUGUUUCAUUUACACACAUAUAUUCUUUUAUUUUAAUAUUUCACGAAAUAGAGGUAAAUUCUGUUCUCCCUGGAAAAAUAAAACACAAAUGGCAAACACACCGCAAACCAAGCUGUAUGAUAUAAGCUCUGUAUAAUGCAGUAUAAUUUGCAGUUGUGGUAAAAUGAUGACCAAAACCUGUGCAUGAGAUGAUUCUCAGCUGUGGCUUCUUGUUCCCCAAACUAAACAACAAGCAGCAUCACUGAAACUAUCAAUACUUCCCUUAUUUUAAUGCUGCUAAGUAAAGAUAAUAUUUGUGUGUGUGUGUUUAUGUAUAUGUGUAUGUGUGCGUGGUGUGUGCGCAUGUGUUUAGGUCCUUACAUACAGUAUGUCUUUGUUUAUAUCCUUGCAUGUAUUUGAUUCUUUCUGUGAAAGAAAUCUACGAUAUGUAGUUUGGAAAAAAAAAUGUGAAGUUUUGACUAAUUCUUGCAUACAGUAAUUUCCAUUUUAACUAAAUAGACCACAAUAGAGUUUAUUUUAUUUUAGUUGCCUAUGGUUUUGUAGUCAUGCUAAACAUCAGGGCAAAAAUGAUUCAUGUUGUUCUCCCUUAAUUUGAGAAGAAAUACAACACAGUAUUUAUUUAUUUGGAAAGUGAAAAACUACUGAAAGCUGAGACAAGUAACAUAAUGUUUGUGAAAAUGUGCAUGUGCCAUUUCACUGAUAGCUUCAGCUGUAAAGAGGUGCGUAAAGUCACUGAUGAAUUAUUGUUUACAGCCAAUGUAAUGCUACGUCUCAGGCAUGUGUAGUUCUCAGAUUUUAAAGGUCCAGUGUGUAGGAUUUAGUGGCAUCUCAUGGUGAGGCUGCAGAGUAGGAGAACUACAAUGGCUCAUGCGAAAACACAAAUACCUGUCUGUAGCCAGUGUUUAAUUUGUCUGUUCUGGGCUACUGUAGAAACAUGUCAGACUCAGUGGAAGAGGACUCACUCUGUACGUAAACAUAAACGGCUCAUUCUAGGCCAAUGAAAACACAGUGAUUCUAAUUUUCAGGUGAUUAUAUACUAAUAAAACCAUAGUUAAAUCCCCCCUAAAUCCUACAGACUGGACCUUUAAUCAAA
Epinephelus moara (kelp grouper) is the source of this 5162-nucleotide messenger RNA. It is a transcript of the gene wnt3a, whose product is annotated as wingless-type MMTV integration site family, member 3A. NCBI's taxonomy places the organism in Eukaryota, Metazoa, Chordata, Actinopteri, Perciformes, Serranidae. Gene Ontology annotation, molecular function: cytokine activity; frizzled binding. The record is from RefSeq and is a predicted model, not a curated record. The coding region runs from base 391 to 1449 and encodes 352 amino acids. The transcript has 4 exons. Gene Ontology annotation, biological process: neuron differentiation; multicellular organism development; cell fate commitment. Gene Ontology annotation, cellular component: extracellular region.